AUGAUCCCGUUUCAAAGCUUCGGCAACUCAUUGAAAUGGAGGUUCGAUAACAUGAAUUCAUUGAAGGGGAAUGAAACACGUUUCAGUGAUGUAUUUUCAAUUGGACCAACUGGUUGGAAAAUCGCUGCUUAUAAUUCAGCUGGUUAUUUGUCAAUUUAUCUUCACUAUGAUUCUCAAAACGAAAAGGAUGAAAAUUGGUUUUGCGAAGUCGAAGCAACUUUAAAAUUGCUGAGAAGAACUGAUUCUUGGGGGGAAAAGCGCGAAAAUCUUGAAAAAAAAGACUCGUAUGCUUUGGAUUCUUCAAGAAAGUAUCAGGAGUAUCGAUUGCAUACGGAUUUCAGUCGGCUUUAUAGCGAUGGUUACAAAGAAGAUGAUGCAAUUAUUAUCGAAAUCGAUUUGAACUUUGUUUAUCACGAUUUUUCGAAGAAAAUUGAAUAUUUUACGGAUGUUAUUGUCAAUGUUGAAGACAAACGUUUUCAUUUGAACAAAGGAGUGAGAAAAAUACUUUUCGAUGUCAAUUACUGUUCUUCCACGAAAAUGAAGAGCGGCGGUGUUUGCACACUUUUCGCAGCUACCGUAUACAAAUUGGAGGGAGUUUAAAAAACAAUUUUUUUCUUUUCUUUUUUUUCAAUUUUUUUCGCGGAUUUCGUUUGUUCGUGGUUUAUGAGUCAGAACGCCAAUUUCAUCAGGAUGUCUUGUGCUCAUCUGAAAGCCCGUCUAAAACUGGUCAUUUCGCUGUGAAUAGAUAGUCAUGAAAAUGAGAAACCGACGAGGCACAGGCGUCGAAAGGGAAAAUGCACACAACAUGGCAAACACACAUUUUCAAGUUGAGACUUGGUGUUUUUUAGGUCGAUAGAUUUCAGUUCAUUGUCAAUCAAUUUCAGUCAUCUAUAUAUCAAUCGAACCAGAAUUUUACGGAGAACAAUCUCAUCUUUAUGGAUUUCAACAAUUCGAUUGCUUUCGACUUUAUUUUGGACUGAAAUUUGAGUUUUUUGGAUUUUUGAGGGUUUUGGGAGGGGUUUUCUGAUUUUUUCGCAAUUUUUCAUCUAUUCAAUGCUGGAAGUUGCUCUACAGUCUAAUUUCACGAUAUUCGACCAUCCAAUCUGAUUUUCAACUUCGAAUCACACAAUUUUGGCCUGAAAUUUGAGUUUUUUGGUAUUUUUGGGGGAUUUGGGACAUUUUCUUCAGAUUUUUUCGGAAUUUCUGAUGAAUUCAGUGCUGGAAGCUGCUCUACAGUCUAAUUUCACGAAAUUCGACCAUCCAAUCUGAUUUUCAACUUCGAAUCACACAAUUUUGGCCUGAAAUUUGAGUUUUCUGGUAUUUUUGGGGGAUUUGGGACAAUUUCUUCAGAUUUUUUCGGAAUUUCUGAUGAAUUCAGUGCUGGAAGCUGCUCUACAGUCUAAUUUCACGAAAUUCGACCAUCCAAUCUGAUUUUCAACUUCGAAUCACACAAUUUUGGCCUGAAAUUUGAGUUUUCUGGUAUUUUUGGAGGAUUUGGGACAAUUUCUUCAGAUUUUUUCGGAAUUUCUGAUGAAUUCAGUGCUGGAAGCUGCUCUACAGUCUAAUUUCACGAAAUUCGACCAUCCAAUCUGAUUUUCAACUUCGAAUCACACAAUUUUGGCCUGAAAUUUGAGUUUUCUGGUAUUUUUGGAGGAUUUGGGACAAUUUCUUCAGAUUUUUUCGGAAUUUCUGAUGAAUUCAGUGCUGGAAGCUGCUCUACAGUCUAAUUUCACGAAAUUCGACCAUCCAAUCUGAUUUUCAACUUCGAAUCACCCGACUUUCGACUGAAAUUCGAGUUUUUUUUCGGUUUUAAAGGUUUUGAGGGAUUUUCUUCAGCUUUUUUCGAAAUGUUCGAUGAAUUAGGCGCUGAAAGUUCCUCGACAAUCUAAUUUCACGAAAUUCGACCAUCCAAUUCAAUCUCCAACCCUGUAUCACACGAUUUUUAGUAGUAUAAAUUCGAUUUUUCUGGGUAUUUGAGAGAGGAUUUUUUCGAAAUGUCACAAAAUUCGACCUUUUUCAAAUUUUCAUUUUUUAUAUAAGCUAGUUAUUUUGAGAUAUUUACUUGAAUCACAAAAUCAUAGAAAGUUGUUCUAGAUGGUCGAACUUAUCAAUAAGUCAUUAAAUCAGUUUACUUGUGAAUUUGCAGAGAUUGCCUGCACUAAAAAUUCAAGAAAAAUCCAGAAAACUCAAACUUUAGCCCAAAAUCCUGUGAUCCAGAGUUGAAAAUCUGAUUGAAUGGUCGCGUAUCGUGAAAUUAGACUGUAGAGCAACUUCCAGCACUGAAUUCAUCAGAAAUUCCGAAAAAAUCUGAAGAAAUUGUCCCAAAUCCUCCAAAAAUACCAGAAAACUCAAAUUUCAGGCCAAAAUUGUGUGAUUCGAAGUUGAAAAUCAGAUUGGAUGGUCGAGUAUCGUGAAAUUAGACUGUAGAGCAGCUUCCAGCACUGAAUUCAUCAGAAAUUCCGAAAAAUCUGAAGAAAAUGUCCCAAAUCCCCCAAAAAUACCAAAAAACUCAAAUUUCAGGCCAAAAUUGUGUGAUUCGAAGUUGAAAAUCAGAUUGGAUGGUCGAAUAUCGUGAAAUUAGACUGUAGAGCAACUUCCAGCACUGAAUUCAUCAGAAAUUCCGAAAAAAUCUGAAGAAAAUGUCCCAAAUCCCCCAAAAAUACCAAAAAACUCAAAUUUCAGGCCAAAAUUGUGUGAUUCGAAGUUGAAAAUCAGAUUGGAUGGUCGAAUAUCGUGAAAUUAGACUGUAGAGCAACUUCCAGCAUUGAAUAGAUAAAAAAUUGCGAAAAAAUCAGAAAACCCCUCCCAAAACCCUCAAAAAUCCAAAAAACUCAAAUUUCAGUCCAAAAUAAAGUCGAAAGCAAUCGAAUUGUUGAAAUCCAUAAAGAUGAGAUUGUUCUCCGUAAAAUUCUGGUUCGAUUGAUAUAUAGAUGACUGAAAUUGAUUGACAAUGAACUGAAAUCUAUCGACCUAAAAAACACCAAGUCUCAACUUGAAAAUGUGUGUUUGCCAUGUUGUGUGCAUUUUCCCUUUCGACGCCUGUGCCUCGUCGGUUUCUCAUUUUCAUGACUAUCUAUUCACAGCGAAAUGACCAGUUUUAGACGGGCUUUCAGAUGAGCACAAGACAUCCUGAUGAAAUUGGCGUUCUGACUCAUAAACCACGAACAAACGAAAUCCGCGAAAAAAAUUGAAAAAAAAGAAAAGAAAAAAAUUGUUUUUUAAACUCCCUCCAAUUUGUAUACGGUAGCUGCGAAAAGUGUGCAAACACCGCCGCUCUUCAUUUUCGUGGAAGAACAGUAAUUAUUCAAUUAUUUCCAGGUUUUGUGCUCGAAGUCGAAAUAUUUUUAUGAUUUGUUCAUCACUCAAAAAUCUACUGAAACUGUCAUCACAUUGGACAAUAUAAAAUCAACAGACUUCUGCUAUAUUCUCAUUCCAUUCAACCCGAAUUUCAGUUCAAUUGAAGAAAAUACAUACAAGAAUCUCCUGAAAAUCGCCAAAGAUUUCGGUGUUCAAUUACUUUACCAUUCCUGCGAGCAAUACCUGAUGACGAAAAAUACAACUUCGAGAAGAAUUCUUAAAAUCAAACUCGCUGAUGAAAAUGGUUUUGAUAUGUUGAUGAGGAAAAUAAUCGAAUCGAUAGGAUCUGCGAAGGACAUCAAAAAUCUGAUGAGCGAACCAAAUUUCUCGUUGUUGACAGAUAAUACGAAAUGGCGUAUUAUGAUGCGUAUUUUGGAUUUUGUUUGA
Molecule: messenger RNA, 3744 nt
Organism: Caenorhabditis angaria
Lineage: Eukaryota; Metazoa; Nematoda; Chromadorea; Rhabditida; Rhabditidae
Source: the annotation of a GenBank genome assembly